CAUACAGAUGCAUACCUCAUUAGCUUUAUGCUAUUUUAAUACAAGUAUCACCAUGAACAUGCCCUUGUUGUUCUUUUGGUUUGUCCUCACAGGCACCGGAUUUGUUUCUGCGCUUCCAUGUAUGAACACCAGCUUCUUUACACCAUUUUCUAUUUACGACACAAACCGACGCCUUCUGCUCACAUCUCUUGCUUCUAAUGUCACGGCUCACCGCGGUUUCUACAGCGCCUCAAUAGGCCAACCUCCUAACAGAGUGUACGCCGCGGGGAUGUGCAUUCCUGGUACAGAACCAGAGAUUUGUUCAACUUGUAUAAUGUCUGGAUCGAAUGCGUUAAUACAGAUGUGCCCCAAUCAGAAAGAAGCUUCUUUAUGGCAAUCAAUUAGAACUCUUUGUAUGAUCAGAUACUCAGACAGUUCCUUCAUCGGUUUGCUUGAGUUAGAACCACGUGUUACGCUGUUCAAUUCUAUGGAUCUCAAAAUGAAUGCAACUGAGUUUACUAGAGUAUGGAAGGAAUUAACUCUCCGUAUGGUACAAGCAGUUUCCACAAAUAAUGACACAACGUGGUCUGGUGGUCAGUACUAUGCAGCCGAUGUAGCAGCUUUGCCAGAUUCUCAGACACUCUAUGGACUCAUGCAGUGCACUCCUGAUCUGUCGAACGCUGACUGUAAUAUUUGUCUCCAAGCAAGUGUUAAUAACUACCAGCAGCUUUUCCUUGGGCAGGAAGGAGGGAUUAUUAUAAGGCUAAGCUGUUUUUUCCGAAUCGAUUUAUAUCCCUAUUUCGGAGCUUUUCAUGAUAUUAUAGCAACAUCUCCAUCGACACAACCUGUAUCUAAACCUCCACCUCCUCCAAAAACAUCUCUAACCAAUAGUGCCAACGUUACCAAGACAGGUAGUGGAAAAAUGUCAACAGGAACUAUUGUGGCAAUUGUUGUUGCCAUUGUAGUUAUCGUCAUCAUCUUGGGAGUGCUUGUAUGGAAAUUUUUCUGGAGGAGAAAACCCAAUCAGGAGAUUUGUUUUGAUCAAUCUGAUAUUGAGAUUGCACACUCCCUGCAAUUCGAUUUUAAGACAGUUGAAGCUGCAACAGACAAAUUUUCAAGGAGUAACAAGCUCGGUCAAGGUGGAUUCGGAGAAGUUUACAAGGGUACGUUACCUAAUGAAAAAGAAAUUGCAGUAAAAAGGCUGUCAAAGACAUCAGCACAAGGUGCACAAGAGUUCAAGAACGAGGUUGUUGUUGUCGCAAAACUUCAGCAUAGGAAUCUUGUUAGGCUUCUUGGGUUUUGUCUCCAAGGAGAAGAAAAGAUUCUUGUUUAUGAGUUUGUCCCGAAUAAAAGCCUUGACUACUUUCUCUUUGACCCUACAAAGAAAGGACAGUUAGAGUGGAAGACACGGUACAACAUUAUUGAGGGAGUCACUCGAGGCAUUCUUUAUCUUCAUCAAGAUUCACGGCUAACGAUCAUACAUCGUGACCUCAAAGCGAGUAACAUCCUAUUGGAUGCUGAUAUGAACCCAAAGAUUGCUGACUUUGGGAUGGCAAGGAUCUUUGGUAUGGACCAAAGUGGAGCUAAUACGACCAGGAUAGUUGGGACACCCGGUUACAUGUCCCCCGAAUAUAUGAUUAAUGGCCUAUUCUCAAUGAAAUCUGAUGUUUAUAGCUUCGGGGUCUUAGUUCUUGAGAUUAUAUGCGGCAGGAAGAACAGCAGCUUCCACCCGACGUCAGACACUAUGGUUGAUAAUUUAGUCACCUACGCUUGGAAGGUUUGGAGAGAUGGGUCACCGUCAGACCUCUUGGAUCCAACCAUUGCAGAGAAUUAUCAGAGUGAAGAAGUGACGAGAUGCAUCCACAUUGCCCUCCUAUGUGUUCAGGAUGAUCCAAUUCAUCGUCCCAACCUGUCGACAAUCAUGUUGAUGCUGAGUAGCAAUACCCUCGACUUACCUGUUCCUCACCGUCCUGGAUUCUUCCUUCCAAAUAGAGGCAAUCAAGAACGAGGUUCUGAGGGCAUUGAGUCGACCAAGUCUAUGAUGUGGUCCAGUUCUCAAAGUAUCAAUGAUGUAACCAUCACAGAUCUGGAUCCCCGUUAAGAAUGAUGUUCCUGAUGGAGUUGCAGAACCGACAAGAAGAGUAUCAAACCAGACCAAGGUUCCUAACCAGAAGUUUAUGUCUUGAUUCAAUUCUUGGUUCGGAUUUCUUUAAGGGUUUUAUGUUUUGAAUUGUUUUCGAUAAUAAGGAGAAGAAUCGGUCUUCCUAUGGAAUAGGAACCAUCUUUCCACUUUCCCAUUUUCCUGCAAUGUAGGAGCUACGACUCCAUUUCCCUUUCUUGUACUUCUGUAUUUAAACUAAAUGAAAAGCCAAAAAGAGACAAUCCAAAA
Molecule: messenger RNA, 2368 nt
Organism: Camelina sativa (false flax)
Lineage: Eukaryota; Viridiplantae; Streptophyta; Magnoliopsida; Brassicales; Brassicaceae
Source: RefSeq, a predicted model, not a curated record